This is a messenger RNA of Achroia grisella, 2292 nucleotides long. RefSeq lists its product as uncharacterized. The record is from RefSeq and is a predicted model, not a curated record. Lineage: Eukaryota; Metazoa; Arthropoda; Insecta; Lepidoptera; Pyralidae. The transcript has a single exon. The coding region runs from base 1 to 2292 and encodes 763 amino acids. Gene Ontology annotation, molecular function: zinc ion binding; nucleic acid binding.
AUGGAUGACAAACACAAAAAACCCUUUGAUGAAAGGUCCGAGAAGGACGGUGUGACGAAGGAGUCCGUGAAGGACGGUGUGAUGACGGAGUCCGUGAAGGACGGAGGAAAUGCUGGGUCCGUUAAGGACGGUGAGGCGAUGGAGAUGAGAGGUCUAAUGAGCGCGGAAGAUGCGGCGGCGUUCAGCACGUUCGCUCGCGAACUGGAGUUGGCGGAGCGGGAACUGGCGUUGGGAUCGGAUUACCUCUCCAGUUCCUGCAUGUCUCUAGUCGAGGAUGAGGAUGCCAAGACGUCGUCCAUAGGUACUCGGAGGUCGUCGCGGCGGAAGAGACGUCGUACGGAUCCCAACUCAGGGUCGGAAUCCGAAUAUAGUGGGCGUUCUACUCCGGCCCCCAAAAGGGUUGGGCAGAGCCCCUCGGCAGCUGUGGAGGCCCGAACAUCAGGGUCAAAGGUAUCAAAUCCCUCCCAGGAGUUUGGCUACCGGUUCUACGAAGAUGAGAAGUUUAUUGAACCGGUAUCCCUGCCACCAAAGAGGAAGGGGGCUAUAUCCAAAGCCAUAACCACAGAUGGGAGUAAGGAGGCCAGGGCAGGCCUAAAACAAGUCGUCGUCAGCCAGGAGCGAUUAUGGGACUCAGAAAUCGAGCCCCCUCGCAGGAGUGAGCAAGGUGCACCCGCCCCAACAAGCGGUGCUGAGGCCAGCCAGGCUAUUAGGUCAGUCAGGAUGCAGGUCUACCAGCAUGCGGAGGAGAUCACCGAAGUCAUUCGGAGAUCAGCAAAUAUAAAAGGGACCUGCGUCAAAACGAUGAAAGAUGGGCUGGCCAGCAUCAAACGGCUGGUCGAUGCGCUAGAGGCGAGCUUAAUCCCGAGUUUUGCGUCGCCACUUUUGGCACAAAACAUUCGGCUAGAGCAGGAGGUGAAGUUUCUCAAGCGGGAGGUCGCUGAACUCCGUGCCGAGAAGAACAAAGCCGUAAGGGCGGCUAAGAAGGCGGAAGCUCCCGCCGCGAACACCGGAGAAGUUCAGGGACCGGUGGUGGGAUCUGAAAUGAAGGCCUGGAGGGCACAAAUUAUGAGGGACGUCGACGGCAUAGUCAAAAACCGCUUGUCGUCCUUCAUGUCGGAGAUGAGGGAGUAUCCCUUCCAACAUCCGGAGAUGGGGUCGGUUCCACCACCGGUCAUAAUGCAGGAGAAGAGCGGUCAGGCCGCUCCUGCCACUGCAGUUAGGGGUUCUGCCCCCAAUGCCCAAGCUGGCCCGAAAACCAAGGCCAAAGGACCAGGGCCAAAAAAGGCCCUCACUCAGGGAGAUCACCGUGGGCCCAGAGAGGAGGUGGCGCAGUCGGAACUUCCGACGACGUCAUGGGCCACGGUUGUAAAAGGUAAAAGGGGCAAACUAAGUAGUGUCCCCGAGGGGCUACCCGGUGAGCCGUGGAAGUCCCAAAAGCAGGCGUCUGGAAAGCAGCCGAAUAAAAGAUCGGCACCGGCCCCUUCCAAAUUGCGGCCGCCUAGCUCUGCGGCAAUCAUCAUAACGAUGGACCCGCAGGCUGAGAAAGUGGGAGCGUCCUAUGCGAAUAUCCUCAGGGAGGCAAAAUCCAAGAUUGACUUGGGGCCCCUGGGGAUAGACGCUCUCCGGUUGCGAGUCGCCGUGACGGGUGGCCGCAUUCUGGAGAUCCCCGGCGUUGACAGCGGGGAAAAGGCGGAUGCCCUAGCGGCGAAGCUCCGGGAACUUGUCCCGGAGGAGGUGGCACGGGUCUCCAGGCCCACUAAACAGGCGGAAAUGCGUCUAAUGGGUCUGGACGACUCCGUUGGCGUUGAGGAGAUUGCCGCUGCCAUUGCUAGCGCCGGGGAUUGCCAGGUCCAGGACGUUAAGGUGGGGGACGUUCGCAGGAAUCCUACCGGUGCGGGGGCUUGCUGGGUCCGCGCCCCAAUACGUGCGGUGAAGGCCAUCACCACCGCGGCAAAACUUAAAGUUGGCUGGGUGAUUGUUCGGGCUGAAUUGCUCAGACAGAGACAGCUGCGAUGCUUCCGCUGUCUAGAAGAGGGUCAUGUGCGCGCCCAGUGCACCAAAGCGGAGGAUCGCAGCGGUCUCUGCUAUCGCUGUGGGGAGAGCGGCCACAAGGCGGCCUCAUGCGCGUCUGCGCCGCGGUGUGUGGUGUGUGCCUCUAAAGGCAGGCCGGCAGACCACUGGGUGGGAGCGAAGAACUGUUCCCCGCCCAAGGGUAAAGGUGUCGGCAAACGGUCGGGCCCCAAAGCCCCCAACCGUGAGAGCGGGCCGAGCAGGAUGGACUCCGCCCAAUAA